Molecule: messenger RNA, 312 nt
Organism: Fulmarus glacialis (Northern fulmar)
Lineage: Eukaryota; Metazoa; Chordata; Aves; Procellariiformes; Procellariidae
Product: sorting nexin-11-like
Exons: 2
Biological process (GO): intracellular protein transport
Molecular function (GO): phosphatidylinositol binding
Source: RefSeq, a predicted model, not a curated record
GCCUGUCCCAGAGCUGCCCGGGAAAUCCACCUUCUUUGUGGGCAGCACAGAUGAGUUCAUCGAGAAGCGGAGACAGGGGCUGCAGCAGUUCCUGGAGAAGGUUGUGCAGAACGUGGUCCUCCUCUCCGACAGCCGGCUGCACCUUUUCCUGCAGAGCCAGCUCUCGGUACCCGAGAUAGAGGUGUGCGUGCAAGGCCAGGGUUCGCAGACAGUGACAGAAGCCAUCCUCCACUACGCCAUGUCCAACUGCGGCUGGGUGCAGGAGGAAGAGAGCCGCCCCGCGCUGCUGCCGGGAGGGGACCUGCACGGCAG